Molecule: messenger RNA, 4710 nt
Organism: Solea senegalensis (Senegalese sole)
Lineage: Eukaryota; Metazoa; Chordata; Actinopteri; Pleuronectiformes; Soleidae
Product: collagen alpha-1(I) chain
Exons: 52
Coding region: 1-4710 (1569 amino acids)
Source: RefSeq, a predicted model, not a curated record
AUGAAGUGCGAAAGAGUCGCUGGACUAAAAGCUCAGCAGAAACCUAGUCCAAACAGUUCAUCUCUGCAGGGCGUAAACACACCACAGCAGCCUCACCUGCAUCCUAAAGUAAAGCAUCAUGGGCGGACCAGAGGAGACAUGUCCUCAGCAGGGGUGAAAGAAGUCGAUCUCCUGCAGCUUUUGGACAUGCAAUCAGUCGCACAUUACAACGUGUCAGCAGCAGAGGACGACCGAGGAUGUCCGGCAUAUGAGAUAGGACAAUAUUCCACACUUGCCCAACCUACAGCUGCAGUAUUUGGACAUCGGUUUCCAGAUGAGCUGAGUGUGCUGGUGCGUCUGCGUCUGGAUCGACGCCGGUCAGAGCAAAUGACACUGUUGGCUGUUUUAGGGCAAGAGGGGGAGGAGCUUUUCCAGCUCACACUGGGACCACGACUCUUCACUGUCAUCACUGUUUGGGGACAACACUAUGAGUUCCCUGCGGCCUCACUGUGGGAUGGAUCGUGGCACAGCCUCUCUCUGGCCUUCUCUCUGUACACACUGAAGUUGUACCUGGACUGCGGUCUGCAGGAGAGCGCCUCCUGGCGUCAUGGCUUGGGACCUCAGAUCAACACGUUGGGCCUGGUGCUGUUGGGCGGAGCUUCACUUCCUGAUCACACACCGUUUACUGUCCAUUACACCUGUGUGGAUGUGAAGCAGAAGGCUUUCACCUACUUCAUAGCGAUAGGUCCAGUUGGAGCAGAUGAAGUAACUACUCAUCCAGUCGUGGUCUCAGACACUCCUCCUAAAGACACUACUCUGCAGGUCCUACUCACUCAACCGACACCAAGACUGAAUCCAGUGAGCAGCAUUUCCCCUCUGAAGUCACAUACUGCUCCAAACCUAGAGGAUGUAAACACCACAGAUGCAGUGAAAACCCACACUGGCAUGGAAACACACACCACAGACCUGCCAAACAGUGAAGAAGACAAACCAAAUGCUGUGACAAAAGAGAUAGUUCAGCAGAGUGCAGCUAAGGGGCCUCAGCCUCUCUCUGUGUCCACAAAUGAGCAGCUUUCUGAAUCAGACACUGACACAUCCGGGACAAGGAAGGUGCCACAGACAACAGAGGAGAGCAUUACAGUCAGGAUUGCUUUGGUUCACACACUUCAAACCACUCAACACCCUGAGCAAGUCCAUCAGCCAUCUAGUGCAGCCAAAGAGGGCACAAAUAAUGACACAUCUGUCCUGGAGAGUGUUGAGACAGCCGUCUCCAGUCCAAACAUUGGACCUGAAAACCCCACAGCUCCGAGUGUCACACCUGAAACUACAAGAAGAGAUGCAGAAACUAAAAGUGCAGAUGGAUUUGUCUCCAACAGGUCACACGAGUCAGUGUUUGCGACCACAUCCACUCAUAUCUCUGGCCCCACGACUCAACCAGGACCUGUUGCUUCGUCUGAUGGACAAAUAAUGGGGGGAAAACAGGACACAUCCCCAGCAACAGGUACAUCUCCAAGGGCAGAGGUCAUUAGUCCAUCCUUGUUUAGUCCCUCGAAAGUCUUCGAAAAAACAGAACUAGACACAUCACAGACGAGAGCAGGCACAGAGGUCAUCUCUGCACAGGAAACAAUUCUACAACCCAGCAGAAUAGAACUAAGCGGCCGGGAAAUCCUUACUGAACUUGGUAAUGUUUCAAGCAGACAAAGUGAAGAAAUCCCUGAAACUGAAAUUAGUUUAGAAAGUGCUUCACCUGAAAAUGAAACGUCACCACAACAACCGCAACUUGGUGGAGAGAAGGGAAGCGGCAGAGACAAAGACAAAGAUGAGAUGGGUUUAAUGGUGGAAGAGGAAUUGGACAGUCAGGAAGGGAUGGUUUUUGAAAAUGAUGACAUUGUCAUCUCUGAGACAUCUAAUCAGUCUUCGUUAGAGUGGAUUUCCCAGUUCAAUAAUGAAGACUUGACAGUCCAAUCUGAGACUGAAUCUCCACGACAGACUGUUAAAACAGCCAAGCAGAGGCCUGCAGUCACACACCAUGCAGCAGGGAUCAGAGGUCAAAGGGGAUUGCAGGGACCACCUGGACUACCAGGACCACCAGGACCUAAAGGCGACAAAGGAUAUCAAGGUGUUAUGGGAAGAACCGGGCGGACAGGAUACAGAGGCCCCAUCGGUCCUCCUGGAAAGCCUGCCAUUGUUGUGUUUAAAACCUCUGAAGAAGAAUGGGAGGAUUUCAAGAAAAAGAAGAUUUACAAAAAGUUGGUGUCUUCCUGGCCAAAACGAAAGGGGCCUCCGGGGCCUCCUGGACCUCGAGGAGAUGAUGGACCACUUGGGCUACCUGGAAUUCGCGGGAAGCAAGGACCAAAAGGAGUUCAGGGAAAAAUUGGCAGUCCUGGACCACAGGGUCUGCCCGGUCGCCAGGGCCGACCUGGAGGAGCAGGGAUCCCAGGAAAAUAUGCUGACGCAGGCCCUCCAGGCUCACCUGGAGAACAGGGUCCAAAAGGCUACACAGGAGAGAAGGGCAGUAAAGGGGAGCUGGGUGAGUGGGGUUAUCAAGGAGAAGCUGGGCCACAUGGAGAUAAAGGACAAAAAGGAGACAAGGGAAAUAAAGGAGUCAGAGGUCAUGUCGGGCUCCCUGGUUAUAUAGGAAUACCCGGAUCCAGGGGACCUCCCGGAUUUCCAGGACCAUCAGGAACUAAAGGAGAGAUUGGCGCGCCAGGAUUCCAUGGAUCACCAGGUCCACCUGGUAAAAUUGGCUCCAGAGGACGACAAGGAGUCUUAGGAGUCAAUGGACCUCCAGGACAUCAAGGUGAACCGGGUGUCAGAGGAGCAGCUGGAGCACAGGGAGAACCAGGUCCUGACGGCACAUUGGGGUUUCCUGGUGUCCGUGGCCCUCAGGGAAAUCCAGGACCAGGUGGCCCUUUUGGUCAUAAAGGAGAUCCAGGUGAUCAAGGAGAUCCAGGAGAUAUAGGAGAACCUGGACCACCUGGACUUUAUGGAGCCAACGGAAAUCUAGGAAAGCCUGGACCUUCAGGUGAUCCCGGGACAAAAGCCGUGCGAGGUGACAAGGGUGAUUGUGGGUUUAAGGGAGACCGAGGGUUUCCAGGGCCUCCGGGUAAACGGGGAUUAAAGGGGCGUAGAGGUCCAUCAGGAUUUGAAGGACUUGGAGGACCAACAGGGCCAGUAGGACAUCUUGGUCCCAGUGGGCUUGAUGGCAUCAUGGGAGAACAGGGAAAGCAGGGGAAAGAUGGACCAAAGGGAGAUCGAGGGCCAACUGGAAUUACAGGAGUUCCUGGGCCUCAAGCUGACAAAGGUAGAGACGGUCGAACUGGAUUUUCAGGAAUGCCUGGUCCCAUUGGUGAAAUAGGAAAAUCUGGAGAAAGAGGACGUGAAGGAGAACCUGGUAUUAAGGGAAUCCGUGGAGUCCCUGGGGAGACUGGAACAAAAGGGCAGAAGGGUUUUCAAGGUCCCUUGGGGAACAGAGGGCAGGAUGGAGCUGUUGGAGCCAUGGGCCACAUUGGUGCAAAAGGAAUGAAUGGAGACACUGGACCUCCAGGACCACGAGGAUUACCCGGAAAGACAGGAGCACCCGGCCUCCAAGGACAUGUAGGGAAUAGUGGGCAAGGUGGCAGCACAGGAAAGGAGGGAACAUCAGGAAAACCAGGGGAGAGAGGGGUCAAAGGUAAAGAAGGCCCAAGUGGACUUCCAGGGGCCGAAGGGCUUAAGGGUAAGAGAGGAAUGGAUGGACCAAGGGGAAAACAAGGCCCCCAGGGUGAGAUGGGCAUGUUGGGACCACAGGGAUACAGAGGACCUAAUGGUAUUCAGGGUAACAUUGGACCAUGGGGUGAGGUUGGGUCCCGUGGCCUUCCAGGUGACCAGGGGCCACAAGGUCCACAUGGCCCUCAUGGAGUAACAGGUUACCCAGGUAAAGAUGGACCCCAAGGACCAGCUGGAUCACCUGGACUCAAAGGAGAUAAAGGAUCAGCAGGGUCUUUAGGACAGGAGGGAGUUGCUGGUCUCGAUGGUGAGGAGGGCCCACAUGGACUGAGGGGAUCUGAGGGCCCAACUGGACAAAAAGGAUUAUCAGGUGAUAAAGGAAAUCCUGGACUUUCUGGACAGAAAAGGCCAAAGGGAGCUGAAGGUGACACAGGCAAUCAAGGGUCACAGGGACCAAAGGGGCUACCGGGGAAGCAGGGAUACAGUGGUCAAUCAGGAGACCGAGGAAAACAGGGAGUUCCUGGACUCAAGGGUGAGCCAGGCAUCAGAGGUCCAUCAGGUGUGAUGGGACGGUUUGGACCAGGAGGCGAAACUGGAACAGCAGGAACUAAAGGCCUUAAGGGGGACCAGGGACAAACUGGCCCCCCUGGUAAUAUAGGCCCACAUGGACCUAUUGGACCAUCAACACCAGGUUCACCAGGUGACAAAGGUGUUGAUGGCAAAACUGGGAUCCCUGGGCUAAAGGGCAGCCAGGGUGAGAAGGGCAACCUCGGCCCUCCAGCCAUCAAAGGAGACACGGGAGUGAGAGGUCAAACCGGUGUGAAAGGAGAACCUGGAACACGAGGCACAGCAGGGAAAGUUGGGAAAAUAGGGUUUGUUGGAUCUCCAGGUGUCAAAGGUCAACUUGGAGCUGCUGGUCCUCCUGGGCUUCCAGGAAGUAAAGGAAAUCAUGGGUCAAAGGGACAAACAGGCCAGUCUGGAAGGAAAGGGAGUAAAGGACUUUCUGGGAAAACUUGGAAAUAA